Cannabis sativa is the source of this 2022-nucleotide messenger RNA. RefSeq lists its product as uncharacterized. The record is from RefSeq and is a predicted model, not a curated record. NCBI's taxonomy places the organism in Eukaryota, Viridiplantae, Streptophyta, Magnoliopsida, Rosales, Cannabaceae. Bases 172 to 1629 code for a protein of 485 amino acids. The transcript is spliced from 2 exons.
AUUAGUUUUGAUUUUCUUUCUUAGAAACAAAUUCAAAUUAGUGUUUACAUCACAUUAACAUGAUACCAAACUUUGUCACGAAUUCAGCACAUGCACUAUAUAUAUACCCAUUGUAUUUAUAUUUACAUACACUAAACACAUUUAUAGAAGAUUAUUAUUAUUAUUAGCAUCAUGAUAAAAAAGAAAAUAGAAAACCACCCCUUCCAUCCAAACCACUCAUUGAUCCUCAUAGAUGAUAAUGAACACCACAACACAGAGCGUUGCAGCACAUGUAGUAGAACAAGUUUUUCAUCAAACCAUAUUUACCAUUGCGAGGAAUACCCAGAUUGCAAAUUCAAAUUAUGCUUGGAAUGCUCUAAUUUGGAGCCAAACAUCCACUAUCCAGGGCACCAACACAAGCUCUGUUUCAUGGAGAAAGUCACAGCAACCACGGAAAAAGAAGAUGAAGAAGAUGAGGAUGUAAUAGUGGAGUGCAAUGCUGAUGAUGGUUAUUGUAAACGAGAUUUUGUGUGCGACGAGGUUGAUCGAACCUCAUACUCGUUCAUCUUGCGAUGUGUCCCCUGCAAUUUCAACAUCGUUCACUUGUUGUGUGGCCCUUUGCCACGCACCAUUAGUUACGAGUAUCACGUUCACCCUCUUGUUCUUACUCGCUCGGUUAUUGAUAACAGAGAUGAUGAUGAUGAUGAUGAUGGUGGUGAUGGUGAAUUUUACUGUGAUAUUUGCGAAGAUACUAGAGAUGAACGUGUUUGUGUUUAUUAUUGUGGCGACUGCAAAUUCGUUGCUCAUGUUCAUUGUUUACUUCCUCAGAUUACAAGUGCACUAAAAGCAAGUGUUGAAGAUAGAGACCUUAUAAUUGUGAGUACAACAAGUAAUGGAAUCAACGACACAGAUGACGAGGUUGACAAAAAUGAUAACAUGACCUUAAACGACCUCAUUAAAAACUUAACCGACCAAGACAAAGAAACCUUCGAAGAACACUUUUAUUGGAACACUACCAACAAUGUGGUUUUCGAUCAUAACACUGAUGGAGAAAGCCAUGGAAUCAGACUACCAGAAAAAUACAUUGUCCCACAUUCACCUGAGGAUUUGGAUAAACAAGUUUACAAGUUUGACACAUACUGUAACUUUAGAAGGUUGAAACUAGACACUAAUGGUUUGGAUGUGAAAGUUGUUACGGUUAAGAAUUACAAGGUUGCUUGGUAUUUACGUAAUGUUUUAAAGAAUUUGCUUGAAAAGCAUGAAGAUGUUAUCGAUGAAGAAUCGAAACUAAGUGUGGAUAUGAAGAGUGUUGCCUUACAUUUUCUGUGUCGUGUCAUUUAUGACAUGCAAAGAACAAGGAAGAGAGAUAUUAGUGAAGAGGUUAUUAGAGAAUGGUACGGUUAUCUCAAGUUUGUGAGGCGUAUGGGUCUUAGAAUUAUGUUUGUGUACGAACAACUUGAGAAAAUUAAGCGUGAUUUUGUCUCUUUAAUUCCAAGUAGACUUGAAAGUGAAAUUCCUAAUGAAUUGCGCCAGAAAAAGUCACUGCUCCAAAAACAGAUCGAGAAAGUUGAGAGUGAUCUUGAUAAAUGUAAGGAGUAUUCUAGUAGUAGUUCUUUUGGAGUACAACGUUUGAGACUCGAUAACAAGUAACAACUACUACUCUUAUGGGGAUAAUGGGGUCUCAAAAUUGAUGCAGGGUAUCAAAUGGAAUAAUUAUAUGUGUGUGUGUGUUUAUUAAUUUCUUUUGUUCAAUAAGAUUGUGAUUGUGUAAGUGUGUUGUAUUGAAUUUGGGAUUAAAAUAAAGACAAAAAGUUCUUAUAAAGGUUCUAAGCCGGGGAACAAAUGAGAACGAGGCAAGAACACACUAUAUAAUAUAAUGGAUAAAUAGCAGCAUAAGUACCUAAAGUUUUAUGUUUGUAAGUGGCAUAAAUUUAAUGUUUAUUUUUAGCGGCAUAAGUACCCAAUAUUUGUAAAACUGUAAUUUUCUUUCAGUUUCGUCAAUACAAACUCUGUUUUGAAUUUAUUGAAAAAACAUGAAAGUAA